AUGAGCUACUACUUCGCUAUAAUUGGCACGCAAGACAACCCGCUCUUCGAAUACGAAUUCGGCACGAGCAAGCAGGGCGGCGACGGCCAGGCUCGCUUCGGCGAGCAGGCGCGGCAUCUGAACCAGUUCAUCCUGCACAGCAGUUUGGACAUUGUCGAAGAGCUGCAGUGGACGACGGGGCAACUUCCCCAAACAGAAGAGGCUAUCAAGAACUUCUUUAAUGAAGUCUACGAGAACUAUGUCAAGGCUAUUAUGAGCCCGUUUUACAAGGCCAAUCAAGAAAUCAAGAGCCCUAUUUUCCGGCAGAAAGUUGCUGCGGCGGGGAGGAAGUACCUGUAA
Thermochaetoides thermophila DSM 1495 is the source of this 339-nucleotide messenger RNA. RefSeq lists its product as uncharacterized. The transcript is spliced from 2 exons. The record is from RefSeq and is a predicted model, not a curated record. Bases 1 to 339 code for a protein of 112 amino acids. Gene Ontology annotation, biological process: endoplasmic reticulum to Golgi vesicle-mediated transport. Gene Ontology annotation, cellular component: TRAPP complex; cytoplasm; nucleus. NCBI's taxonomy places the organism in Eukaryota, Fungi, Ascomycota, Sordariomycetes, Sordariales, Chaetomiaceae.